GAGCAGCUGCUGCGCCUGAUCGACCAGUUCACCCGGAAGGAGGGCAAGUUCGCCAUCGAGGGCUUCCCGGACAAGCUCGGGCUGCUGCUCGACGGCCCGCCAGGCACCGGCAAGACGUCCCUGAUCAAGGCGUUGGCGCACCACCUGAACCGGCACGUCGUGUCCGUGAACCUCGCGAGGAUCAAGACGAACCAGGAGCUGAUGGACCUCCUUUUCGACUUGGUGUUUCCCGUCCAGGGCGGCGACUUCCCGAUCAAGAUGAAGUUCUCCGACCUGAUAUUCGUGAUGGAAGAUGUGGACGCCGCCAGCAAGGUCGUGUACGCCCGCAAAGGCUCGAAGGCCGCCGCGAAGGCAAAGGCCGCCAAGGCCAAGGCGAAGGCGAGCGGCGCCAGCGCCGAGGCGGCCGCCUCGGCGCCUCCCGCCGCCGACGCGUCGCCAGAGGCCGAGCGUGGAGACGCCACCCGAUCUGCGCCACCUCCCAUGCCGACGCUGCUGCGCAUGGUGAGCGGCAACCUCGGGGCGAAGGGCAGCGAGGCCGAGGGCACGGCCGCCGCCAAGGAGACGACGGACGAGUCGGAGGAGGACGAGGGCGCGGAGGACGACGAGCAGAGCUCCAGGGCCGAGGCGAAAAAG
Prorocentrum cordatum is the source of this 633-nucleotide messenger RNA. NCBI's taxonomy places the organism in Eukaryota, Dinophyceae, Prorocentrales, Prorocentraceae. The record is from the annotation of a GenBank genome assembly.